This is a messenger RNA of Sinocyclocheilus rhinocerous, 1811 nucleotides long. Its product is annotated as RNA-binding protein 24-like. The record is from RefSeq and is a predicted model, not a curated record. The transcript has 4 exons. Gene Ontology annotation, cellular component: cytosol; nucleus. Gene Ontology annotation, molecular function: mRNA 3'-UTR binding. NCBI's taxonomy places the organism in Eukaryota, Metazoa, Chordata, Actinopteri, Cypriniformes, Cyprinidae. Gene Ontology annotation, biological process: regulation of alternative mRNA splicing, via spliceosome; positive regulation of myotube differentiation; mRNA stabilization. Bases 273 to 962 code for a protein of 229 amino acids.
AGAAGUCACGUCAGUUUGGAAGAGGAGUUUGACCCACCUGAUGAUCCUUGGCUCAAUCCGCUCCACAUUAGGCUACUUACCACAUUAAUCUACCUCUGACAUUAAACCCAUCUGCGAGCGUGCGUUUUAUAUUUCUCAGCAAUCGCUUUUUGUAACUUCUAGUGAAUAUUUUAACGGAAUAUUAACGGGGUGAUACGGUCAUUAUCAGUCCUAAAUUGCACUAUCGACUUAACCUUUUUUAUUUUUUUUUGCACUUGAGCAUUUUUGUGAGGAUGCAUACCACCCAAAAGGACACCACUUAUACCAAGAUAUUUGUCGGUGGUCUUCCGUAUCAUACGACGGAUUCCAGUCUAAGGAAAUAUUUUGAAGUGUUUGGCGAAAUAGAAGAAGCUGUGGUGAUUACCGACAGACAGACUGGAAAGUCCAGGGGUUAUGGAUUUGUGACUAUGGCAGACCGCUCUGCUGCAGACAGAGCUUGUAAGGACCCCAACCCCAUCAUCGAUGGCAGGAAAGCCAACGUUAACCUGGCUUAUCUCGGAGCCAAGCCACGGGUGAUGCAGCCAGGCUUUACUUUCGGUGUCCCUCAGGUUCACCCUGCUUUCAUCCAAAGACCAUAUGGGAUCCCCACUCACUACGUGUACCCGCAGGCCUUCAUGCAGCCCAGUGUGGUCAUCCCUCACAUCCAGCCAGCGGCGGCCUCCGCCACCGCGUCUUCACCUUACAUCGACUAUACAGGUGCAGCCUACGCACAGUACGCCAGUGCUGCAACCGCUGCAGCCGCUGCAGCCUACGAGCAAUACCCGUACGCUGCCUCUCCCGCCGCAACUGGCUACGUAGCUACCGCCGGCUAUGGCUACACCAUGCAGCAGCCACUGGCCACCGCCGCGCCAGGGUCUGCAGCCGCAGCUGCGGCCUUCAGUCAGUACCAGCCCCAGCAGCUACAAGCCGAACGGAUGCAAUAGCAACCAAAGAGGCGGAUGGGAGAUGCGCAGGGAGUAGACACCCAGCGACUGCUUCUAGAUGAUGAAGAGGAUGCUGAUGAAAAUAGUUGCUGGUUGUGGGUUGAUUGCAAGAGGAGGAAGACUAGGAGCAUAUGGGAGGGGGAUAGUAAUUGGUAGAGAGAUUAUUAGUGAGAUGGGAACCCCAUUGCUUUCCAACUUGCUGUGAUUAAAGAAAAAAAAAAAACAACAAAACAAAACCCCAAAAAAAAGAUCGCAGAAAUGGAUGGAAUCUAGCUUUUUACUGUUAUCAUUAUUAUGUUAUCUUUAUUUCGAUAAUUAAUAUUAGAGUAGGAUAUUUAUUAUGAAAGGAGGUAUGCAGCAACUAAUCACUGUGGUAUAGGUGCGUUGUAGACGAAACCUUUAGUCCCGAUGCUGUCGUUUAAUGUAGGCGACCAUUUUUCCGAAGGACACUUGGAAAAGUCCCACAUUGUUUUGAUUCUAGGGCCCCUGAUCUUUAUAUUUAUUCUCUUUUUUUGAGGGCUCUUUUUGUUCUGUCUUCUUCUCAAGUGCAUUUGUUUUGAUCAUCAGGGAAAUGGAGCAUUUUUCAGCGAAUUAGAAAUUACAAACUCUGCCAAUCAGGGAUAGUAGACCUAACUGUGGCGAAAUGGAGAAAGAUCCAGUGUUAGCAUGUUUUAUGUAUUGUGAACUACCUUUUUAUCUAUCUGAUGCUGAAUGUCCCCCUUUUCUCUGACUCCUGUAUUGAUCUCCUGACCUAUGCAAAGCAAACAGGCCGCCAGGGGACAAAACAAAGUGCAGGAACAGGAGAUAAUUUCUUUUGCUCCCCCACAAUGGGCAUCGAACAAUUUGAAG